Messenger RNA from Dendrobium catenatum, 2081 nucleotides. RefSeq names its product T-complex protein 1 subunit alpha. Gene Ontology annotation, cellular component: chaperonin-containing T-complex. The record is from RefSeq and is a predicted model, not a curated record. Gene Ontology annotation, biological process: protein folding. The coding region runs from base 196 to 1809 and encodes 537 amino acids. NCBI's taxonomy places the organism in Eukaryota, Viridiplantae, Streptophyta, Magnoliopsida, Asparagales, Orchidaceae. Gene Ontology annotation, molecular function: ATP binding; ATP-dependent protein folding chaperone; ATP hydrolysis activity. The transcript is spliced from 17 exons.
AAAUCGGUUUAGGGUUUGAUCUGGACGACGAACCGCACAGGGCAGCCCGGCCAGACAACUUGGCCUCCAAACUUCGAGCAUCAUCGCUAUCUUAUUUACGUUUCCAAUAUAUUGGCUCCAUUCGACUAUUCGAGGCGCCAUCACCUACUAGGGUUUUCUCCACAGCAAGCCCAUUGCGCGGUCUGACUGCCACUAAUGGCGAUGAUGGCUCAGACACCGGACAUCCUCGGUGAGCGGCAGUCGGGUCAAGAUGUUCGAACUCAAAACGUGGUCGCGUGCCAAGCGGUUGCCAACAUUGUCAAGUCAUCACUCGGUCCUGUUGGGCUCGACAAGAUGCUAGUUGAUGACAUUGGUGAUGUGACAAUUACUAAUGAUGGGGCUACGAUACUCAAAAUGCUAGAAGUUGAGCAUCCGGCUGCCAAGGUUCUUGUAGAAUUAGCUGAACUUCAGGAUCGUGAAGUUGGAGAUGGGACAACUUCUGUUGUUAUUGUAGCUGCAGAGUUGCUAAAGAGGGCAAAUGACCUUGUUAGGAAUAAAAUUCAUCCAACAUCAAUAAUCAGCGGUUACAGACUUGCAAUGAGGGAAGCAUGCAAGUAUGUUGAUGAAAAGCUUGCUGUCAAGGUUGAAAAACUUGGAAAGGACUCGCUUGUAAACUGUGCCAAGACUAGCAUGUCUUCAAAGCUUAUUGGCACUGAUAGUGACUUCUUUGCAAAUUUGGUUGUUGAUGCUGUUCAAGCAAUAAAGACAACAAACGCAAGAGGGGAGGUGAAAUAUCCUAUCAAGGGCAUAAACAUUUUGAAAGCUCAUGGGAAAAGUGCCAGAGACAGCUACUUACUGAAUGGAUAUGCUUUGAAUACGGGCCGUGCUGCACAAGGAAUGCCAAGUAGAGUUGCUCCAGCUAGAAUUGCUUGCCUUGAUUUCAACCUGCAGAAGACAAAAAUGCAAUUGGGCAUUCAAGUCUUAGUCUCUGAUCCCAGAGAACUUGAAAAAAUACGGCAAAGGGAAUCUGAUAUAACCAAAGAGCGCAUUGAAAAACUACUGAAGGCUGGAGCUAAUGUUGUUCUCACAUCCAAGGGUAUUGAUGACAUGGCACUAAAGUAUUUUGUGGAGGCUGGGGCUAUUGCUGUUAGACGCGUUCGGAAAGAGGAUCUUCGCCAUAUUGCUAAGGCCACUGGGGCAACUGUGGUUACCACAUUUGCUGACAUGGAAGGAGAGGAAACAUUUGAUUCAUCAUUCCUUGGUCAAGCAGAUGAAGUUUUGGAGGAACGUAUUGCUGAUGAUGAUGUAAUUUUGGUCAAAGGCACAAAAAAUACAAGUGCAGUCUCAUUGAUCCUUAGAGGUGCAAAUGACUUCAUGCUUGAUGAGAUGGAUCGCUCUUUGCAUGAUGCAUUAUCCAUUGUGAAGAGAACUCUCGAAUCUAAUUUGGUUGUUGCUGGUGGUGGUGCUGUGGAGGCUGCUUUAUCUGUGUACUUGGAGAAUCUUGCCACAACACUUGGUUCUAGAGAGCAGCUGGCCAUAGCAGAGUUUGCUGAGUCUCUUCUUAUUAUACCCAAGGUGCUUAUUAGUUUUGAUGAGCAGUGCUGCCGUGCUCCCUUGAUCUGGGAACUGUCAGCAAUUUUUAUCGAACCAUCUACCAUGGGAUUGGACCUUUUGAAAGGCAAUAUCCGCAAUAAUCUUGAAGCUGGAGUAAUUGAGCCGUCAAUGAGCAAAGUGAAGAUUAUACAGUUUGCUACUGAGGCAGCCAUAACAAUUCUGAGAAUCGACGAUAUGAUUAAGCUAUUUAAAGAUGAACAGGAGGGGGAAGACUAAGCCAGGAUUGGAGUACACUGAGGUAAUUGAACUGAAGUAACAAUUGUGUCAGACUAAUUUAUCUGUCCAGUGUUAUUGAUUGUUUUGAGGCAUUCUGUUAUUCUCAAACAUUUGGCUUGUAUUAUGGAUGUGGGCUCAGGUUGUUGUUCUCUGUAAGAAAAUUAGUAGGUCAUAUUAGACGAGAAAUUCUUUUCGCUUAUAAGCUGCUUAUAAAGCUGGUAGAUAUCUUGAAAUUAGCUUGGUUCCAUAUAAUUCGAUGGAUUGUGUCUUGA